AUGCCAUCAACUCCCUCGGCCUCUCGCAGACCUUAUCGAUCCCACAAGACUCCAGCCUGUGAUCGCUGCCGCCGGUUCAAGAGACGAUGCACCGGGGGUGGACCUGGCGAUCCUUGCGUGCUGUGUAAAUUGCAAAACGUUCCCUGUCAGCCAUCGGAUAUUGCAAAAGCGCAUACGCCAUCGCGUCGGUCUACAAGGGCAGAUUAUACUCUUCCACGGCGGAAUCAGAUCCAGGAACACUCCGACUCCCGCAAUCCAGCUCACUCAUCCCCCGUCCCGCCGGGUGUGAGAAACGGCCUGGGCGAUUCGGAAUCGAAUGAUCACAAUGCCAUUCAUCUGGGCGAUGCUAGGGCAGAGUCAUCUAUCGUGGUGAGCCCUAUUCUCACCGAAGAUAUUCAAGCUCUGGAACGAUACUUCUCUUCCGGGGCUCCGACGGGAGAUCCCGCGCCUGCGGCAGAUGGCUUGGAAAAGUCCUUGGUGUACAUGAGGGUCCCUCGGAGACGUGAAGGACUUGCCAUGGCAAAAAAUCCGGGGAAGUUCCAAAAAGAGGUUCUCUGGCAAAUACUUAGACCUUUUGCUAAGGAGCUUGUCAAGUUGUACUUUGAAAAGUUCCACCCCGCAUUCCCGAUACUAGAUCAAAAGACAUUCCUUGAGAUAUAUGAACGCAGCGACAAGAUCUCUCCGCCUCUUCUCUGUGAGUUCUUUGCUCUAUCUCUAACGCUUUGGGACCACUCGGAUCUCCUGAGGCGGUAUCCGAAGCCAGAUCCACAUUUUGUUUGGAAUUUAGCCGUGGAAUCUUUGCAACAAGACUUUCUAGCACCGGGUCUUUCCACCAUAUACUCUGUGCUUUUUGAUAUGACGGGGCGACCAAUCUUCUCAAUUCUAGGGAAUACUAUAAAUAAUGGACGAUCCGUGGCACUUGCUCGAAGCCUUGGGCUUAAUCGUGAUCCCACGAACUGGAAGCGUCCAGACAGUGAGAAGGUUCUUCGAGUUCGGCUUUGGUGGGCUGUCUUGAUUCACGACUAUUGGUCAAGCUUCGCCCAUGGGAUUUCUCCAAAUAUCACCAAUCGGCAAUAUGAUGUCCCGGUUCCUACUUUGAGAGACCUCACACAUGACGGACAAUCAGAAGACGGGCAGAAUGCAUCAGAGUGCUUUAUUCACCUCUGCACACUUUCUGUCAUUUUAGGAGAAGUUCUACCACUGGUAUAUGACCUCGAACAAAGAGAUAUCUGGAGGGACAUUCGCCGCCGUGAAACAGAAUUAGACAUUUGGGAACAAAAUGUCUCUCUACCUAUCAAUGGCCCGAACGAAAAAUAUCCCUACCCCAUCUCCGGACUGAGUAGCCUUUGUUUGAGCUACCUAUCUGUGCGAUUACUCCUGUGCCGUAUCGCAUUCCGAGCUGCAAAUAAGACUAGCUCUGAUGACAUGGACCGGGCCACUAAUCUACGAUACCAUCUUGGAAGGCUUCGCCGCUCAGCUCAAGAUAUCGUGGAAUAUGUCUGCUCUUUAGAAAGGGUACAUUUACAGGAGUUCUGGCUCGUUUACUCAGCACAUCAUCUAACAUUCACAUUUAUCAUCCUGCUACGAUGUACCAUCGAGGCUUCGGAUGCAACUGUCACCGAGUCGUGCAAGACAAGCUUGGUUCAAUUCUGGGCCAAGCUUCAAGACGCUGCAGAAAAUGAAAGUUGGGAUCUUGCUGUGAUGUGUAUCUCCCGUUGUGGUGAAUCCAUGUCCAAAGUGAUGAGCUAUCUGAAUGCCCAGGGAAAUAAGCAAGCGGCGUCAAACGAUGGGGUCACGCAAGGGGCUGGCUCUGUUUCCGAGGGAGUAGAUCGACAAGGUGCCAGUGACUCUGCCAUAUCAGGCCUCGGAGAGUUGAUUCCAGAUGCCUUGCCAUUUUCCAAUCUGGAUUUGUUGUUCGAGAACUCGGCAGAUACAUUUUGGAGCGGGUUGGAUUUCGCUCCGCUCUAUGACGAGGUCGAUACGGGGCAGGUGUACCCAUAG
Molecule: messenger RNA, 2001 nt
Organism: Penicillium subrubescens
Lineage: Eukaryota; Fungi; Ascomycota; Eurotiomycetes; Eurotiales; Aspergillaceae
Product: Zn(II)2Cys6 transcription factor
Exons: 5
Coding region: 1-2001 (666 amino acids)
Biological process (GO): DNA-templated transcription
Cellular component (GO): nucleus
Molecular function (GO): DNA binding; zinc ion binding; DNA-binding transcription factor activity, RNA polymerase II-specific
Source: RefSeq, a predicted model, not a curated record